Pollicipes pollicipes is the source of this 793-nucleotide messenger RNA. Its product is annotated as globin C, coelomic-like. Gene Ontology annotation, molecular function: iron ion binding; heme binding; oxygen binding. Gene Ontology annotation, biological process: oxygen transport. NCBI's taxonomy places the organism in Eukaryota, Metazoa, Arthropoda, Thecostraca, Pollicipedomorpha, Pollicipedidae. The coding region runs from base 1 to 375 and encodes 124 amino acids. The record is from RefSeq and is a predicted model, not a curated record. The transcript is spliced from 2 exons.
AUGGUCGCCUGUCGCAGGCUGUUCGAUCGGUACCCGGAGACGAAGGCCAAGUUCCCGCGGCUCAACACCAGCUCGCCGGAGGUCAUGCGCUCGUCGGCGCGGGUGCGCGCCCAUGCCGGCCGCGUGGUCACCUCGCUGGGCUCGAUCAUCAGCGCCCUGGACGACCUAGAGGUGGUCGACGAGACCAUCUUCCUGCUGGGCGAGAGUCACAACCGGCGUAAAGUCGAGGCAGAGGAUUUCCAGAAAUUUUCGCGGGUGUUCCUAGACUACCUCAAGGACACAUUGGGCGAGACCUACACAUCAGACUCGGCCGAAGCCUUCACGAAGCUGAUGGGGGUGUUCAACAAGAAGAUGAGCCUCCACCUGGAGCAGUAGACGGAGGAGUCGACGCGCUCAGCAGUCACCGCAGUCAUCGCGAACGCGAACGCCAUCGCGAACCCACUCGAACGCGGUCGCGCCGGUCGCACCAGGAUCGCCCCCACCUCUGCCGGCCCACGCGGGUUCUCGACCGGCCCGCCGGGGUCCUCGACUGGUCCUCUGAGCCGCUGAGCGGUCCAGCAGGACAGCCGGCACGGGCGCCCGCUCCGAGAGCGCUGCAGCUCCCAUGCGUACCCGCUCCCAGCCGGAGCUGCUGAGCUAGUUUGAGCAGAGCUGAGCCGAGCGGGCUCAGAUGGCUCCUGCAUGCAGCUCGCCGCCAGACGCCGCCGCCACUGAUGCGCGGGCGUUUGGAAGCUCAAUACUGGUACUGACGUCAUUAUCUGUAUACCGCUUUGAAUACACUGUAUGCAAAUGA